AUGAAUUCCUUUCCAUCUCAUCAGCCACAUUUACUAGAUGGACUACCUCCAUUUAUAAUCGGCGGUGCUGUAUUCAACUAUCAGUACCACCCCAACCCUCAAACAUUACCCGUGGAGGACAUCUUACGCCACGCAUUUGCUUUAGGCUACAAUGCAAUUGACACGUCGCCAUACUAUGGUCCAUCGGAAGAGAUCUUAGGACAAGCGUUGACUAAAUUGAAUGUUGCUCGUGAAUCGUACUAUAUAUGCACCAAAGCAGGUCGCAUCAAACUUGAUGAAUUUGACUAUUCACGACAACAAGUACGUCAAUCAGUGCUUCGAUCUUUACAGAGAUUAAAUACGACAUACUUGGAUUUAGUUUAUAUGCAUGAUAUUGAAUUUGUUGUUAUUGAUGAUGUGAUUGAGGCAUUGAAGGAGCUACAAUGCUUGAAAAAUGAAGGUAUCAUUAAAAAUAUCGGCAUUUCGGGCUAUCCAAUCCAUUUUCUUUAUGCCACUGCCGUUAAAUGGAAACAAGUCAAUGGUGGACAACCGUUGGAUGCAGUGAUGUCGUAUUGUCAUGGAUGUAUUCAGAAUAAUACCUUGUUUGAUAUCGCCACCAAAUUGAAACAAGAUGCCGGUGUAAGCAAGAUUAUGAAUGCACUGAUCUUGUCCAUGUCAUUAUUACGUUCAGAGAAGACUCAUUCGUUCCAUCCCGCUAGCGAAGCAUUGAAGCAAAGAGUUGAUGAAUUGGCUAGUCAAUUGAAAAUAGAAAAGGGGGUAGAGUUGGCCGAGUUGGCGACAAAGUAUGCCAUUUACGAAUGGAUGAUUAAACGGAACUCGAGUAUUGUUUUGGGUGUUUCUAAUUUAAACGAAUUGAAUGUCGCUAUUGAAGCAUAUGAAUUGUUGAAACAGAAUGGAUUAAGUGAAGCAGAUGAAACAUUGAUUAACAAGUUUCAACUUGAUUUGGGUGACCAUUUGAACGAGACAUGGCCAAGUGGCCACCUGUAG
Molecule: messenger RNA, 987 nt
Organism: Lodderomyces margitis
Lineage: Eukaryota; Fungi; Ascomycota; Pichiomycetes; Serinales; Debaryomycetaceae
Product: D-arabinose 1-dehydrogenase (NAD(P)(+))
Exons: 1
Coding region: 1-987 (328 amino acids)
Biological process (GO): dehydro-D-arabinono-1,4-lactone biosynthetic process
Cellular component (GO): cytosol
Molecular function (GO): D-arabinose 1-dehydrogenase [NAD(P)+] activity
Source: RefSeq, a predicted model, not a curated record